Messenger RNA from [Torrubiella] hemipterigena, 1878 nucleotides. The record is from the annotation of a GenBank genome assembly. NCBI's taxonomy places the organism in Eukaryota, Fungi, Ascomycota, Sordariomycetes, Hypocreales, Clavicipitaceae.
AUGGUAAAUAAACUGCGUCGUUCAUGCGAUGCAUGCUUUAAGCGCAAGAUUCGGUGUGAUGCGUCACAAAGCGGUGGCUUGUGCGACUGGUGUGAUAAUCACGGUCUCAUCUGCUCGUUUAGUAAGCGGGUUCCAAGAGCCAAACCCGGCCGCAAGCCCGAAGGAUUGGCAAAAUCUCCUGAAACUCAUGCAAAGCAGUCGACGACUGCAUCUCCCAUAUCAAAAAUAUCCACUGUGGAAUCUCUGGUCCAAGCACAGCCGGCCCGCCCAAGACCCCCGACUCCAUGGUGCAACACAUGUCGAGUUCCAUCCAAGGCCCAGACACCCCGUGGACUAUCAAGAAACAGUUCCCUAGGCCAAAUACUGUAUUCAGGAAUUAACUUUGGUAUUAUCUGCCCUCAGACUGGCUUCCCACAGUUCACGCAGCAUUGUGAGGAAUGGGUUCAUUCACGUACAGGCCAAUGGCCCUGGUUCGAGUACAACUCGGAAUUUAUCCGUACAUCUUCCUCUAGCUCGCUUUCGUCACCUGCAACGGUGCAGCUUCCUGAGCGUUGGGUGGUACAGCUAUUAUUUGAAGAAUUCUCUAAUUCAGACUUGAUUCUCGUGUUUCCUGUGGUGGAUAUUGUACUGUUCAAGGACACUAUAGCCUUGGCGUACUCCACGAACCACCAUGCCCAAACAAACCAGCUCGUCGCCAAGGCAUGUGUGUAUGCUUUCCUCGCUAUAGCCGGCAACCACUGUCCAUCGAGCAAGGCAAUUGCAUUUAUCGACUGUGAUGCUUGCGCAAAAGUAGCCCAGUCUCUCCUAUUGAAGUGCACCAAAGUUGUGGAUAUCAUUAUCCUGCAAACAAUUUUAAUGCUGUUUCUUUUCGAGGGUUCAUCCGGCGUUGACUCGGCACUAUUAAUGUACCACGCGCUUGCCUGCCGUACUGUGCUCGCUUUAGGCGGUCAUGUGGUUCCCUUCCCGGUGAAAAGUAACAGAAAAUUCACCCAUGAAGAGCGAGAAGAUCGCCAGCUCCGCAUGCUCUUUUGGCUUUGCUAUUACUUCGAUAAAAACAUCUGUUUCCGGACUGGUCAACCCCCCAUGAUUGAUGACAACUUUUGUGACUUGACACUGCCUGAGGAAUACCUAUCCAGCAUCUUCAAAGGUCGCAACCGAGACCCAAACGAUGACUCCCAGAUGCCUUAUCUUCCUGGUGACUUGCGACUUUGUCUGCUCAAGUCCAAGGUGCUGCACAGGCUAUACUCUAAAGGAUCUUUGCAGAAGUCUGAUGCGGAGCUUCUCAGAACUAUUCGCGAACUGGAUAAUGAGCUCGAGAGCUGGCGACAAUCGAUUCCGGCAGAGUUUGCCCCAGCACUCUCGGUUCGCAAAGAUGUCAAGAUAGCGGACCAUCUCACGUUGGCUAAGAGCAUGCUGCAUAUCGAACUUCACUUGGAGUAUCACCAUACCUUGCACGUUAUUCACUGCGCCAGCGGCCGCUACACACCAGUUGUUAGGAAUGAGUACCAAAUCAGUUCAGGCGUCCAGUCUAGUUUGGAUAUUUCAGUAGAGGCGAGUCGAUCAACGAUAGUAUAUCUCAAUGCUGCUGCGAGUAGACUUGCUGCUGAGGCAUUCUGGUCAUUCGUUUUCUACCCAAUGUCCGCUCUUUUGACUCUUUUCUUCAAUAUCCUGCGCAACCCUGAAAAUGAAUAUUCUAAACACGAUAUAGAAUUACUCAUUACGUCAUCGAAGAUCAUACAUGACAUGCCCAAAAACAAGAUCACAUCAUUUACGAUCGCAUAUUUGAAGCAGGCAGAUGCCUUGGUGGCAGAAUUAGUUCGGUUAGCGCAGGCCGCGAUUACAAAGUCGCGACAGGAACCACGCCAUGUGCGACAAUAA